Pseudozyma flocculosa PF-1 is the source of this 369-nucleotide messenger RNA. RefSeq lists its product as uncharacterized. Gene Ontology annotation, cellular component: preribosome, large subunit precursor. The transcript has 2 exons. The record is from RefSeq and is a predicted model, not a curated record. Bases 1 to 369 code for a protein of 122 amino acids. NCBI's taxonomy places the organism in Eukaryota, Fungi, Basidiomycota, Ustilaginomycetes, Ustilaginales, Ustilaginaceae.
AUGGCCAAGGGACUGCGCUCCAGCGCCAAGCUGGCCCACCGCAACGCCAAGCGGCGCGAUGAAAAGUCCGACUACCGCGUCAUCGAGGCGGCGCGGAUGAACGCCAUCACCAGCCGGCUCCAGGCCGGGCUGGCCAAGCCCAAGAUGGAGGUGUACUCGGUCGCCGACAUCGAGGCUGCCGCCGCGAAAAAGGCGGCCGGCGCAGACGAGACGGCGGCGGCGACGGCGGAUGGAGAGAUGCAGAUCGACGAGACCGCACAAGCACCCAAGAAGAUUAGCACGUCGGGACCAAGAGAAAACGCACGGUCGCGCUGGAAGAAGGCGCGGGCGCCCAAGGGCGGCAAGUCCAAGAAGGGCGGCAAGAGGUGA